GUUUUGUCGCUGCAGUUUCACCACAUGGCCACUAGUGGUCACUGUGUCCUCACAAUGGGAGACGAGUUGAGGCUGCUUGGAGGAUGUGGUGGGCGUGAAACAGCAGAACUCACUUAAGGUUAAAUGCAUGAACUAUGGCGAGCUGUGCACCAGUGUUGCUUCACCUGUAGCUCUGGAAGAUUUAAAAAAAAAACACUGGGAGCUGACUUUUAAGUAGAGGACCGUUUUCUGUCAGGUGCAGCGUGUGUGUGUGUGUGUGCGCGAUGCAGCCGCAACAGUGCUGACCAACAACAGCUCGACAAGUCACAGCACCGGACGUCUGACAGCUCACUGCAGCCUGGAGGUGAUAGCGGGUCAGCGUGUGAGACUCUGAAGCCUGCCUGAGUGUGCCAUGUGUGGACCUGCGCUGCCCCUGUGUCUGCUGCUCUUCAUCGGAGGGACGCACGGUAAAGUCACAGCUCCUGCCAAUCUAAAAGCAGAGGUCGGCCGUCCCCUCCUGCUCACCUGUAACAUCACAACGACGUCCAGAGACACCGUCCAUCAGGUCCGCUGGCUCAACAAGCAGGACAAGGUCCUACUGGCUUACGAGCAAAGCACGCCGCUACGGAUCAGCCAUCAGGACCCAAACGUGCAGCUCACCACCUCGAACAAAGACGCCUCCUACAUCACCAUCAAGAGGGUGCGGCCUGAUGACGAGGGCUGCUACCGCUGCGUCUUUGACGUUUUCCCCUCAGGCCAUCAGGAAGCGCGGACGUGUGUCAGCGUCACGGGUAAAGUGCGCCAGGAGGGCAACAAGACGGCUGUGAGCGGGAAGUCCACCACCCUCUCCUGCUGGUACAGCCUCCCCGAGAGGGUGCAACAGGUGCUGUGGAGGAAGACGGCCGAGCAGGGCGACACCACGACCGUCGCCUCCCACGCCAGACACGGCCACCACAGCGUGGCCGAGCAGUUUGAGGGUCGGGUCGACUUGAGCCGAACUCUGGGCGACACCCAGCUGACCGUCCAGCAGGUGAGGACGGAGGACGAGGCGUGCUACACCUGCGAGUUCCACACGUAUCCGGAUGGCACCAAGAGCGCCACCACCUGUCUCUCAGUUUACGUUUUACCCAAACCAGAGGUGAGCCAUGUCGCCUCGUCCUCGGGAUUCACUGAAGCAAACUGCACGGCUCAGUCCCGGCCAGCAGCAGACAUCACGUGGGACGUCGGCGGGGAAAACAAAACCCUCGGACCGCCCGUCUCCUCUUCCUACGACCAGGGCGACGGCACGACGAUAGUGACCAGCACGCUGUUGUUCCAGUCAGGACUGCUCAGUGAACACUCCAUCAAGUGCAUCGUGCACCACCCGGGUCUGGAGAAACCCCUGACAGCUUUUGUGAACACAAACAUGGGUUCAGCUAUGGUCAUCCUCCUCUCGGUGUGCGGUGUCGCGGCCAUCCUCCUCCUCUGUCUGUGUGUGUGUCUCUGCAAGUGCUUCAUCUGCACUGACGACUGAUUUGGAGUCCGGCGUCCCUUCUGCUUUGAUGAAAGGACCAGCCGCGCUCGGAGCCUGACCUCGCUGCUCAGCACCGUGCCGUCCAGCUCAGCGUGCAGCGGAAGCUAACAGAGCUUUCACAGAGCCGAGCCGACACGGCCGGGUUCUGCUUCCAAGAACUGUGACGGCACUGCGUGUACAUACACAGACUCCUCCUGUCAUUUAACACUGAGUGAACAGAACUACAGCUAGAAUCUUUAAUUCUGCACAUUAGUUUUCUUUUAUUAUUGAUAUCUAUGAAUAUGUUAUUAUUUACCAUAUUCACAUGGCGGCCUUUUUUGUGUUCUUUCCCUCACUGGCCUCAAGCUGAGAUCGUGAGGUAAACAGAUGUUGGUGUAAUCCCUGGAUGCGUCUGCAGAGGGCGCUAGUUUAAGAACUAUACGAGACGCCUUCAAUCCUCUUACAUAAGCUCACUUCUCCCAGCACUGGAGAGGAGUUUUUUGAGCUUCAAAUCGUGUAAAGCUGCUCUAUAGGUCAGACUGACCAAUUGGAAAAUUAGGAUAUUUGUGAAGAAAUGGCCGCCAUGUGAAUAAAGAAAAUACUGGUUAAGUGACUUUCCUGCACUGAGUGUGUGUGAGUGUGUGUGUGUGUGUGUGUUCAAGGCAAGGUCUAAAUUAUAUUUAAUGUAGGCUGAUUUAUCUAUCGUGGGUCAUUUUUUUUUUUAGUUUGAAGGUUUCUGACUGUGCCGGGUAGCAUUUUAGGAAAUAAACCUUUUUAUAUGACAUUAACACAUAUAGUUGAAAUUUAAAUAAAGUCAUAGAUGUAAUAGUUUAAAAAAAAAACAACAACCCUAACUCAAAUUUAGUUAGACUUGAUCAGAUCAGAUUUAGUAUGAACAUUUAGCUCAAUCCUGAUUGGUCCAGUGACAUAUCUGACGUCACGCGUGCAGAUUAGCUAGAACUAAAACUUGAGAGACAGCGACGGUUGUGGUCGUGUGUGUUCCCAUGUGAAGAGGUGAGGAGACGUAGGACUCAGGCCUUUAAGGUCACAUCAGCUGACCGUUGCUGUGGCGACCGAUACGGCCGCCGCAGAGAGUUACGUCACCUAAAAACCCUCUUUUUGUGGUUUUAAAAAGCAGAUGAUUACAGGGGUGCACAGUACGUCCAAGUUACAGUAAAUGUAAAAAAAAAA
Messenger RNA from Labrus bergylta (ballan wrasse), 2662 nucleotides. NCBI's taxonomy places the organism in Eukaryota, Metazoa, Chordata, Actinopteri, Labriformes, Labridae. The record is from RefSeq and is a predicted model, not a curated record.